AUGAGCUCGCGCAAAGGACAAGCGGGCGGCACAUGCGAGUAUUGUGGCAAUACUUACAGCAAACGGGAGCAUUACCAACGCCACGUGCGCACUCAUACUCGUGAACGCCCGUACUCUUGCGACCUAUGUUCGGCUACUUUCUCUCGCAAGGACACGCUCCAUCGCCAUGCUCGGGCUCGA
This is a messenger RNA of Zasmidium cellare ATCC 36951, 180 nucleotides long. RefSeq lists its product as uncharacterized. The transcript has a single exon. Gene Ontology annotation, cellular component: chromatin. The record is from RefSeq and is a predicted model, not a curated record. Gene Ontology annotation, biological process: regulation of transcription by RNA polymerase II. The annotation marks the transcript as partial. Lineage: Eukaryota; Fungi; Ascomycota; Dothideomycetes; Mycosphaerellales; Mycosphaerellaceae. Gene Ontology annotation, molecular function: DNA-binding transcription factor activity, RNA polymerase II-specific; RNA polymerase II cis-regulatory region sequence-specific DNA binding.